This is a messenger RNA of Protopolystoma xenopodis, 366 nucleotides long. Lineage: Eukaryota; Metazoa; Platyhelminthes; Monogenea; Polystomatidea; Polystomatidae. The record is from the annotation of a GenBank genome assembly.
AUGGCUGGCACAAAGGAAUAUCUUAAUAUCGAGCUCCUGCGACAAAGAGAGUGCAUUAAUCAUGAUCCACUUCUAGUUGGCCCAGAAUACGACUAUUGGGCUAUUGGUGUUUUUGUCUAUGAGAUGUUCUGUCGCGAAACGCCUUUUUACGACAAAGAUGAUGACCGAAUGAUGAACAAUAUUAUUAAUUAUCGAUACACUCUCCAUUUCCCACCAGAUAUUAACAUCCCCGAAACGGCAAAAGACCUGAUAAGCAAUCUUAUCACCGAGCCCUCCAAACGAUUGACAUAUGAUGACCUCAUCAAACAUCCGUUUUUCAAAGAUGUUGAUUUCGCAACUCUUCGACAAUGUAUGCAGUUUCUUUAA